AUGUUGGUUGGCUUUUGGAAUGGGCUACCUUCGGAUGUGAUGGAUGCACUUACUGUAAGGGAUUUUAAGGGCAGAUGUGAGAUUAGACCAGGUCCUGAGUAUCUGCUGAGGAACUAUCAAUUUACGAAGUCCAGGUUCCACCUACUACAGUAUUACUAUCUUGAUGAUAUGUGCACAGUGCCCGCAUUCUCCGUGUUCGCGUGGGGGCAUUAUUUUUUUCGACGUCCUUCCAUGGUAGUUCCAGGUGGUAUGGAUGUUGAUUAUGAUCUUCGAGGUGUAGACAUCAUGGCAUAUAAAAAUGGCGUCGUGGACUCAUUGAGGCAUAAGAUCAACAGAUCGUGUCCUGGACAUUUAAAGAGUCGUUGGCGAACUUACAAGAAGUACAGACUGUACGGUUAUACAGCCACCAGAGAACAGUCAGACCAACAGGAUAUCGACUGCUUGGCUGGUUUACACUUAACUUUCAAUGAAUUACAGCUCAUGAGAGUUGAAUACAGAAAAAAACUUCAUCGUGGACAUCGCCAACGCAAGAAAUCUAUUGAACUGUUUUUGGGUGACAUUCAUACUCAAGUACACAGGAGGGCGUAUUAUAGACCAACCAGAUAUCAACCACCACUAUCAAAGCAAAGG
This is a messenger RNA of Limulus polyphemus (Atlantic horseshoe crab), 630 nucleotides long. RefSeq names its product protein APCDD1-like. NCBI's taxonomy places the organism in Eukaryota, Metazoa, Arthropoda, Merostomata, Xiphosura, Limulidae. Gene Ontology annotation, molecular function: Wnt-protein binding. Gene Ontology annotation, cellular component: plasma membrane. The annotation marks the transcript as partial. The transcript has 2 exons. Gene Ontology annotation, biological process: negative regulation of Wnt signaling pathway. The record is from RefSeq and is a predicted model, not a curated record.